CCUGUGUGCGUGGCUCCAAAUAGUAAUAUUACACAUUUCUAUUUCUGGAAGGAAAUUUCUGGACAUUCCAUAUGUGAGUCAGAAAAUGGGUAAGAAGAGUCGAGUGAAAACUCAGAAGUCAGGCACCGGGGCUACAGCCACUGUGUCACCGAAAGAAAUCUUGAACCUGACCAGUGAGCUGUUGCAGAGUCUGUCUGUUACUUUUGAUGGAAAAAGAGAAGAUUACUUUCCUGAUCUAAUGAAAUGGGCCUCUGAAAAUGGGGCUUCUGUCGAGGGUUUUGAAAUGGUUAACUUCGAAGAAGAGGGCUUUGGUUUGAAAGCAACAAGAGACAUCAAGGCAGAAGAGUUAUUUUUAUGGGUUCCACGAAAAUUACUAAUGACGGUCGAAUCUGCUAAAAAUUCAGUAUUGGGGCCCCUAUAUUCUCAAGACCGAAUUCUUCAGGCCAUGGGAAAUAUCACGCUGGCCUUUCACCUGCUGUGUGAGCGAGCCAACCCCAACUCUUUCUGGCAGCCCUACAUUCAGACUCUCCCCAGCGAGUAUGACACCCCUCUUUACUUUGAAGAAGAGGAAGUUCGGUGUCUUCAGUCGACACAAGCUAUUCACGAUGUCUUCAGCCAGUACAAAAACACCGCUCGACAAUACGCCUAUUUCUAUAAAGUCAUCCAGACCCAUCCUCAUGCCAACAAACUGCCCUUGAAGGAUUCUUUCACUUACGAGGACUACAGGUGGGCAGUCUCUUCUGUCAUGACGCGGCAGAACCAAAUUCCCACAGAGGAUGGGUCCCGGGUGACCCUGGCCCUGAUUCCUUUAUGGGACAUGUGUAAUCACACCAACGGCCUGAUCACGACAGGCUAUAACCUGGAAGAUGACCGCUGCGAGUGUGUGGCUCUUCAGGACUUCAGGGCUGGAGAGCAGAUUUACAUUUUUUAUGGCACUCGGUCAAAUGCAGAGUUUGUGAUCCACAGUGGUUUUUUCUUUGACAAUAAUUCACACGACAGAGUGAAAAUAAAGCUUGGAGUGAGUAAAAGCGACAGACUCUACGCCAUGAAGGCCGAGGUCUUGGCCCGCGCUGGCAUCCCAACGUCCAGUGUUUUUGCCUUGCAUUUCACGGAGCCACCCAUCUCUGCUCAGCUUCUGGCUUUUCUUCGAGUAUUCUGCAUGACUGAAGAAGAAUUGAAAGAACAUUUGCUAGGAGACAAUGCUAUCGACAGAAUUUUCACCUUGGGUAACUCUGAAUUUCCUGUCAGCUGGGACAAUGAGGUCAAACUUUGGACAUUUCUUGAAGAUAGAGCCUCGCUUCUUUUAAAAACAUAUAAAACAACGAUUGAGGAAGAUAAGGCUGUCCUGAAAAACCAUGACCUUUCUGUUCGUGCGACAAUGGCCAUUAAAUUACGCUUAGGGGAAAAAGAGAUUUUGGAAAAAGCAGUCAAGAGCGCAGCCGUCAACCGGGAGUACUACCGCAAACACAUGGAGGAGAGGGUGCCACUCCCCAGAUACGAGGAGAGUGACCUAGGGCUGCUGGAGGGUGGCAUGGGGGACUCAAGGCUCCCGUUGGUCUUGAGAAACCUCGAGGAGGAGGCUGGCGGGCAAGAGGCCUUAAGCCUCAAGGAGGCUGUGAGCAAAGCCAAGGCUGCUGAAAACGGGCUGCUUAAUGGUGAGGACUCCAUCCCCAAUGGGACCCAGUCUGGAAACGGGGGCUUCAGCCCAGAGGAAGGCAAACGGGUGGUUGAAGACGCCAAAGAAUCUUCCGAUUGCACCAGCGAAGUGAAAGAGCAGCUCUGAGCUGCCAUGCUCUGUUGGCAAACCCGGUUCAGCUCAAGGUUUGAACAGUCCACGUCCAUCGCCGUGUUCUUUGUUCACGUUCUCUUUCUGCAGAGAGGAAAAUAUGUUUUUGCUGCUUUAUAUAAAAAUGAUUUUUUAAGUUAUUUUAAAGAUCUAGUUUUGCUUUUUGAUUAAGAUUGCCAGCCUGCUUGUAGGCAAAGCGAGCUCAACAAUGAAGGGGAAAGAGGUGCCUUUGGAAGAUUCCGCAGCGUUCCCGUUCCCAUUGUGGGCCUUGUGUUUGCUCUGGGGAAGAAGCCAGCCCCCUCUCAGCUGUGCCUUUGUGGGCCCUUCAUCCUGACGCCCCGCCCGGAGUGAACGCUGCCUCUGCCUCCUGCAGCCAGCUGACGUGGACUUGGGGGGCGUGGCAGGUGGUGGGGUGGGGCGGGGCACAGCAGAGAGCAGGGUCGAGUUGGGAAUCUGCAUGUAGAGUCUGGGCAAUGUCUUUUUUUUUCUUUAAAAAAAUAAUAAUACCC
This is a messenger RNA of Dipodomys ordii (Ord's kangaroo rat), 2295 nucleotides long. It is a transcript of the gene Setd3, whose product is annotated as SET domain containing 3. The record is from RefSeq and is a predicted model, not a curated record. Lineage: Eukaryota; Metazoa; Chordata; Mammalia; Rodentia; Heteromyidae. Gene Ontology annotation, molecular function: transcription coactivator activity; protein binding; histone H3K36 methyltransferase activity. The coding region runs from base 86 to 1783 and encodes 565 amino acids. Gene Ontology annotation, biological process: peptidyl-lysine monomethylation; peptidyl-lysine dimethylation; peptidyl-lysine trimethylation. The transcript is spliced from 12 exons.